AUGAAUAGUAAAACAAAUUUAAGAUAAAUGAUAUCUAAAAGAACACCUUUAAAUGAAAGAGUAAACAGAAACCAUUAUGAUUAAGAAGUUAAAUAUACGAAUAAAUCAUUCACUUCGGGCAAAAAAUAAUCAGCUAAUAAAAUCAACUCAAUCAUAAGUGACAUGCUAUCAAAGCGUUAAAGUUCUUAAGAUAUCUAAAAUCCAAAAGCAUCGUUGAUUAGAUUAGAUACAAGUAAUCAAAAUACUUCAUAGAGAUCUAUAUCACCUACUAAACUUUACUAAAUGCCUGAAUCGCUAAAAAAAAUAUAUAAUUAAAUCCAUCAAAAAUUUUCUGAUUCAUCUAUUUAAAAAAAUUUCUAGAAACAGAAAUCAAAACUUCUCAAGUAAAGAACAGAAGAAUCUAAAUUUUCAACUUAAUGUACACCCACUUCUGAUUACACUGAAUAAUAUUUGAUCAAUUUAGUUAAUCAGGAGGAGUGUGUUUUUACUAUUUUAGCAGUAGUUAGUAAAUAAAGAAAAGUUGUGAAAUUAUGUUAAAAUUUUUUGAAUGCUAUUCCUUAGUCUUAAGGAGAUUGCAAAGAUAUAAUAUAAUAGAAAAUAGUUUGCAAGUAGAUGCUAUUGGAAAGAAUGGGAAUCUUUGUAAUUAUGGUAUAGGGAUUAACUGAAAAUUAUGAUGACGAAUUAUAACAUAUUAAGAAUCUUCUACUUUAUAUACACAAUGGAAUGAUAAUUUAUUUAGAGUUUUUAAUCAAAUAAAAUCUUACAGCAGAUUAAAAGAACAUUCUAUAAAAUCGAUUAAGUAAGAUAAAAUAAAAUAGAAGAGCAAAUAAAUCUGUCUAGGAUAUUACUUAAUUAAAGAAGCAUGCAAAUGUUGUUCACUCUUUGUUAAUCUUAUUGUAAUAAUUUAAAUUAUAAUAUUAGUAUAGAAAAUUCUACAGAUCUAAAAUGUGCAAGAUUAGAGAAAUUAUUAUAAAAUAUUGAUUAAAUUUCUUUAUAAUAAGGAACAAUGCUUAUUAAGUAAUAAUUCGAUAAGGUGAUUUCGGAGAUAAAUAAUUUGAGAUAAACAAUAGAUACUAAUGAAACUGAAAAAACCCUUGAAUAAGAAGAGAUUGAGAAACAUUUAGAAUUAAAGAUACCAUACUUACCAAAAUACUAUGGUUAUACUUUAGUGAUUGAUUUAGAUGAAACAUUAGUUCAUUAUUAAGAAGUAUUUUUAUAUGAUUGAUCAAGUUAGUUGAUGAUGGUUAAUUCUUAGUUAGACCUUAUGCUGAAUAAUUUUUAAUUGAAAUGAGUAAAUAUUAUGAGAUAGUUAUAUUCACAGCAGCAUUACAAGAUUAUGCAGAUUUCAUUUUAGAUUUAAUAGAUAAAAGCAAUGUUAUUUCUCAUAGAUUGUACAGAUAACACACUACAUUAAUAGAUGGAACACAUGUUAAAGAUUUAACAUUUGUUGGUAGAGAUUUAAAUACUACUAUAAUAAUUGAUAAUAUGGCUGAAAACUUUUAACAUUAACCAGAAAAUGGUAUUUGUAUUUAAAGUUGGUAUGGAGAAGAAGAUGAUAGAGCAUUAUAUUAAUUGGCUCCAAUUCUAUCUCAAAUAGUUAUCAAAAAAUGCAAAGAUAUUAGAAAUGCUUUGCGAUGCUUGAGAAAUUAAAUGUUAGAAAACAUAGAAAAUGGAAUUUAAGAUCCUCAUUUACAUUUGUCGUUGAAUUGA
Messenger RNA from Paramecium sonneborni, 1710 nucleotides. NCBI's taxonomy places the organism in Eukaryota, Ciliophora, Oligohymenophorea, Peniculida, Parameciidae. The record is from the annotation of a GenBank genome assembly.